Nannospalax galili (Upper Galilee mountains blind mole rat) is the source of this 990-nucleotide messenger RNA. RefSeq names its product olfactory receptor 51G2-like. Gene Ontology annotation, cellular component: membrane. The record is from RefSeq and is a predicted model, not a curated record. The coding region runs from base 5 to 967 and encodes 320 amino acids. NCBI's taxonomy places the organism in Eukaryota, Metazoa, Chordata, Mammalia, Rodentia, Spalacidae. The transcript has a single exon. Gene Ontology annotation, biological process: G protein-coupled receptor signaling pathway. Gene Ontology annotation, molecular function: olfactory receptor activity; G protein-coupled receptor activity.
CCCAAUGGCAACCACAAACUCCAGCAGUGUCCUGUCCUCCACAUUCUAUCUCACAGGUAUCCCUGGAUAUGAGGAAUUUCACCACUGGAUUUCCAUCCCAUUCUGCUUCCUCUACAUUACUGGGGUAACAGGCAACUGCAUGAUCCUGCACAUUGUACGCACAGACCCCAGGCUCCAUGAGCCCAUGUAUUACUUCCUGGCUAUGCUUUCUCUCAAUGACAUGGCCAUGUCUUUGCCCACAAUAGUAUCUCUUUUCAGGGUGUUGUGGGCCAUUUCCAGAGAGAUCCAGUUCAAUCUUUGUGUCGUCCAGAUGUUUCUGAUUCACACGUUUUCCUUCACUGAAUCAUCUGUGCUCUUGGCAAUGGCCCUUGACAGGUAUGUGGCUAUCUGCCACCCACUGCGAUAUGCUACCAUUCUUACCCCAAGACUUAUUGCCAAGAUCGGAAUUGCAGCUCUGCUCAGGAGUUCUAUUUUGAUAAUUCCACUUAUGGCACGUCUGGCGUUCUUUCCCUUCUGCCGCUCCCACGUCCUUUCUCACUCCUACUGUCUGCACCAGGACAUCAUCCGCCUUGCCUGUGCUGACACCAGAUUCAAUGUCAUAUAUGGGUUAGUCCUGAUAACUAUGCUAUGGGGCAUGGACUUUCUGGGCAUUUUUGUAUCUUAUGUUUUUAUCCUUCACUCGGUGCUAAGAAUUGCAUCCCAUGAGGGGAGGCUUAAGGCACUUAACACAUGUGCAUCCCACAUCUGUGCUGUACUCAUUCUAUAUGUGCCUAUGAUCGGGUUAUCUCUUGUCCAUCGUUUUGCCAAACAUUCCUCUCCACUCAUCCACAUCUUCAUGGCUCACAUCUAUUUAAUGGUUCCACCAGUGCUCAAUCCAAUCAUCUACAGUGUAAAAACCAAGCAGAUACGCCAAGGAGUCCUGUAUCUCCUCUGUCGCCCCAAAAUUAUCCAUUCAAUCACAGUGUAGGCAAGCCAUCAAGACAAUGAGGG